AUGGAUACGUUUUUUAAGCCUGUUCACAGCCCCUCUGGCCCUGACGAGAUCAAGGCACGGAGGCAUCACCACCACCACCAUCUCCCCCAUCACCACGACCCGCAGUCACACAGGUACGCAAACGUUGACGACACAGACAGAAACACGGAUGAAAGCCACGGGCACCAUUAUCACCAUCAACAUGGUCGCUAUCUUCAUGACAAUCCUCCUCAUAACUCCCACCAUCAUCAUCCAAACCGGCAGUUUCACCACAGCGAAGUGGAUGAGAUACUGUACAACAACAAAACACCUCCACAGCACUCCCUGUCCUGCUCCAACAUCUCAGAAGUGCGUAGAGGUUUCCGGGAGGACGACGGCAGUGAGCCCAUUGUCUUUGCCACCAUCAAACACAGAAAUAACGGCAGUGUUUGUAGUGAGACACAUGGGAGUGCACAUAAGAGGGUCACGCGUGGUUUUCCUUGUCUUGAUCGGGGCCACAGCAGAAGUGAAGAAGGCCUCCUGCAGGGUAAUGAAAGUGAUCUUGAAGGAGAACAAUCCAGGGUACCACAUAAUAACUAUGGACCUCUGCAUAAGGCCGUUAGUUUGAACCGAAGCCUGGCUGUCAACGAGGAGGAAUUUCUGCUCGGGGUCUCCAGGGGACCUAAGAGAGCUGUGUCCUCCAGUCAGCUACCAAGCAAAGGCAUCCUCAAAAACAAGGAGCCCCAUACUGACAUCCGCAAGGCCAAGUCGAUGGAGGUGCUGUCACCAAGAGUUACGAAACAACCCAUUGGGCAGAAAGGGAAAAGGAAAGUGGUGCAGACAAGGUCAACUUUUGUGCAGGGAAAGUUGCAAUUCUCAGCUUUUCUAGAUGAGAUUACAAAACAGGUCAUAAGCCCGUCGGCUCUCAAUAUCCUGGGUGUGAACAAGGAUAAAGCUACCGUGAAGACGCCUGCCCCACCACCGCAAUCACCUGGACCAGUCAAGCCACAGCUCCCACCCAAGAAGCACAGGGGGAGUUUAGGGGAGGUGAGGGAGCAGAAACAGCACAACAACAGGCCGGAGAAGGCCCCUCGCAGCAGCUCUCGGAAACAUUCGGAUAGCUCCAAUCCUGAAAAACUGAUCUCAUAUGGGGAUAGGGGCCACCAUGGCAGCCCACUGCCUCAUCCUUACCCCCGGUCUCCAAGCCAAAACUCUCACCACGAGAGCAGCCGUAAAGAGAGGAGGCCCUCGCCCACUGGGGGCUCUGUGUCAGGGGACAGAUAUGGUCGAUGUGGGCCUCAGCUCACGGAUGGCACCAGCACCAGCCCUGAAUCCAUCCAGCCCAAACAUCGCCAGCAUCGCAAACAACAGCCCACCACCUCCGACGGUCAGUCUACCCAACAGUACCCCCAGCAUCAGCCUCAUCCCGGCCUUGGGCACAGAGGGCUCGUCAGCCAGGGUGUGGGGCCAGUUCAUGGAUCUGAGUCUUCAUCCUCAAAAUCUGAUUCUCCCAGGGGCAGAGACACGGCCUCCACCGCUACCAGCCACAGCUCAGAACUGAGUGGACGACACCAGCCACAGCAGCAUGUGGGGCCACCACUUCCACGCAGGGAUACACUGUGUGAUGCCGGCCAUCUCCAGGCGCUGCAAGAGGAGAAUUCCGAUCUUCACCAGAACUUGGUGCAGACUGUGGUUUGCAUUGAGAGCCUGGAGGCAGAGCUGCAGAGGACCAGAGACGAGCUUGGUCACGUCAAGGAGAAAUAUAAAAGCCUUUUAGAUACCCACACUGGGACCAAGCAGGCCAACAACCUGCUGGGGGAACACCUGCAUAUAGCGUCGGAGAGCCUGACCAGUGAGAGGAAGUACCUGCAGACCCGAGUGUCACAGCUUAGCUCAGAGUUAGAGGAUGCCCACAGGACCAUCGCAGGCCUGGAGAACAUAAAUGUGCCGUGCUUGAUAAAGGAUUUAUUGGAGAAGCACUUUGGUUCAGCCGAUGCCAUACAGAAGCUCCUGGCCACUUCUGCUCCGAUCAGCCAACCUGUCGCCUCCCUGCAGGCAGGGUGCCAAUCACACACGCCUAAAGUGGAGGAAGCAGUCAAUGAUUGGUUGACGAAAUCAGAGGCAGCUCCGAAGAGGUUCACAGCCUUCAUACCUUUUAAACAGGGGGGGGCAACAACAGGAACUGAAAGCAGUGUUUCUGCUCAGCACGAGUCCAGGCACAGCCCACCUUUCUCUGUAGCUGACAUCAGCACUGCUAUCUAUAAAAAAAUGGCUGCCAGUUAUGCUGCCAGGCCACAGCCUCAAUAUCCCCAUAGCCAACAGCAGCUUGCUUUGGGCACCAACCACACUGACACCCCUCCCAACCUCCAGCCGGCCCAUGUGGGUGGGGACAGCUGGGCUGCGAAGGCAGGGGUAAAGGUAACGCGUUUGGAGCAGGACGUUGUGGAUGUGACCGCCGUGUCAGCCCAGCAGAUCCUGGAUGAAUUCCUGCAGCAGCUGCAGCCCCAUAAGGAGGCGGGAGGAGGGGAACAAAGAGGCAAAGUGGCAGAAUGAAAAUGCCUUCCAACAACAGGGCAGGACCAAUGUAUAUGAUUGUGUUAUUGCAUUGAAAUAUGUAAGUCAUUAUUAUUAGAUGUCAUUUAUCAAGACCCCAAAAUACCAGAAAUCUGUUAUUUUUGGGUUGUACAUAAUGUACGUUUUAGGUAGGCCUAUACUUUGAUGGGUUUUAUAAACCAGAGGAAUAAUAAGGAAAGUCUUAGCACGAUGCUGAAGCAUAAGAGUUGCCAACAUUUGAAGUACAACAUUAUUGGAUGCAAAAAAUAGUCUAUAUUAAGAAGAAAAAAACGUGUAGUUCACAGUGAAAAACAACUGACUACUUUAAAUGCUAAAAUGUAGUUAAAAUAUGUGAACGUGCAGUAGGCCUAUAGAGUAGAUAAAUACACUAAUGAGAAACUUUUUCAAAGUAUGCUUUAUGAAUAUACUUCCAUUUUUUUUUUUUGGGAAAAUGCAUUUACUGUGUACUCCCAUAUUCUCUUGUCCUCUAAUUUCCCUUAAUUGAACAAAGAAGAUGCCAAUCAAAUGUUGUCUUCAGUGUCCCUGUUGAGUAUCAAAAAUGUACAUAGUCUAUAGUCAUUCUUUAAAAAAGCCUGUUGUACCAUUAUAAAAAAGUGUAAUUUGUAUUUUAAGCAAUAAUUGUUCAACCAGGGAGAUAUACUGGAUAUGUGUUAAGAAAUGACUUUUGUAGGCAGUGAUAAGUAACGCAUGUAGAGGUCAGAUACAAAAAUGCAUGUGAGCUGAUAUGAAGAUAAUUGUAUAACAUUAUUUACUGAUUUAUGUGACAAUUUAAAUUAUUAUAAAAUGUCUAAAUAUUUUUUUGAAUUUGAAUAUAUGAUACAUAAAUGUAUAAGCCCUUAAUUAGUGCAUUCAUAUGGGUUAGAUGUUUAAAGCUGAUCUAGUGGGCAGAACAAAAGUGAAAAAGUGCAGCAGCAACACGUUGGUGUUAUGUUAAUUUAUAGAGGCCCUAUCCCUCAUCAGUGUAAAUGUAACCCUAUGUAUUAUACAGUUAUAGAUAUAGUCUACACCACUGUAUUAUUUCUAUGUAUCCUUAU
Molecule: messenger RNA, 3566 nt
Organism: Notothenia coriiceps (black rockcod)
Lineage: Eukaryota; Metazoa; Chordata; Actinopteri; Perciformes; Nototheniidae
Source: RefSeq, a predicted model, not a curated record